This is a messenger RNA of Oxyura jamaicensis (ruddy duck), 2967 nucleotides long. RefSeq names its product thioredoxin domain containing 11 (gene TXNDC11). Lineage: Eukaryota; Metazoa; Chordata; Aves; Anseriformes; Anatidae. The transcript is spliced from 13 exons. The record is from RefSeq and is a predicted model, not a curated record. The coding region runs from base 119 to 2953 and encodes 944 amino acids.
GCGGCGCGACGUGGCGGCGGCGGGUUCGCCGGCUGCCGGGCGGGCGGUGGGGAGCUCCCGGGGCCCGGUGUCCUGCAGGCCGGCCCGGCCCCGCCCCGCCGCGCCCCGCCCGGGGGCGAUGUCGUUAUGCGGCGGCCCGGGCCCCGGCCCUGCGGCUGCCUCCAGCCCGCGGCCCCGCGCCGCCCGCAUGGCGCGGCGGCCCGAGCUGCUGUGCGGCGCUGCCAUCGCGCUGGGCUGCGCCUUCCUCGUCGCCCUCAAAGUCACUUGCAGGGUGCUGUUACCUAAAGUACAAGUGUUAAAAGAGGAUGAGGCCAGGGAAGAAAUCCAAAGAAAUCACUCUUCCUGCCGAGCAAAAGAUGUAACAAUGCCAGCGAAGCUUCCCAUGAAUUUCUUCUCCACGAGGUCUCCAGUCAUUGAUCUUUUCCGGGGACAAUUAGAUUAUGCAGAUCACCUUCGUCAGGAUUCAGAAAUCACAUUGUAUUUCUUCUAUGCGCCGUGGUGUGGGCAGUCUGUUGCAGCAAGAGAAGAAAUAGAACGUGUGGCCAGCAGGUUGUCAGACCAGGUGCUGUUUGUUGCCAUUAAUUGCUGGUGGAACCAGGGGAAAUGUAGGAAGCAGAAGCAUUUCUUUUAUUUUCCUGUGAUACACUUACACCACCGGAGUUUUGGACCAAUUGAAUACAAAGGCCCUAUGAGUGCUGUUUAUAUUGAAAAGUUUGUUCGCCGGGUGAUGACACCACUACUCUACAUCUCGUCUCGAUCAAAAUUACUAGAUUUCCUCUCAAAUUAUGAGCCUGGAGUUAUAGGAUAUUUUGAGUUCAAUGCUUCGCCUCAGCCUCCUGGUUAUUUAACCUUCUUUACAUCAGCUUUACAUUCAUUAAAGAAAGAUUACCUUGGAACAAUACGCUUUGGAGUGAUCACAGAUAAACAUGUUGCAGAGGAGAUCUCACUGGUGCAUUCAGGCAGCGUGUAUUUGCACAGACAUGUCAACACAUCUCUUAUCUAUCCAAAUGAUGACAUGAACUAUACAGCUGAGAAUAUCUGCAAGUGGGCUCUAGAAAAUCGAGAGAUGCUCAUAAGCUGGCUGAGACCUCAUGGUGGAAAAAGUCUUCUUCUAAACAAUGAGCUAAAGAAAGGACCAGCACUGCUCAUAUUUAUACCUUACAAUCCCUUAGCAGAAAUUCAUCCUCUUUUAGAUGAAAUUACCAAAGUGGCCUUGGAAUACCACAACUGUAACAAAAGCCAAGAGGCUGAACCAGAUCCCCAGCAUGUGGGGGACAGUGAUUCAUCAGUUUUUGAUUCCUCUGUUGCAGAUGCACAUACAAAAUUGGCAGAAACGUUCUCCAUAACCACGUACCCGUGCUGUAACACAGUGGUGCUUCCACAGUGGCAUUCGAUCUCGAGAACUCACAAUGUCUGUGAGCUCUGCAUUAACCAGACCCUUGGUGUCAAACCAAAUACAGUCAAUGUGCCACACUGUAACUUCUUUGAGAUAGAAGCAGCUUUGGACUCUUUCUACCUCCAGGAGCAUACCUUUUUUCAAGUUAUGUCAAAUACCAUAGAAUGCAGCAAUUUCUUAAGUUUCUACAGUCCCUUUAACUAUUACACUGCAUGUUGCAGGACAGUAAAUAGGCAUUUUUUAAGUUUCAUUAGUUCUGAGAAGACCAUCUUUCAGACCCCUAAAGUAGUGUUUUCUUCCCAUGGGAAGAAAGAUAAAGAUGACAUCCAGAAUUCUAUUCCUCACAUUGAGGAUAGGAGUUGUUUUAUUCCUGACCUUCAUAUUAGUGGCACUAACAUUACUGGUCUGAGCUGCAGGACCAACAAAACCUUGAAUCUCUAUCUGCUGGAUUCAAAUCUUUUUUGGAUAUAUGCAGAGAGACUAGGAGCAUCGAGAUCUACUCAUCUUAAGGAAUUUGCUGCCAUUGUUGACUUGAAAGAAGAAGUGCACUAUGUCCUGGAUCAAAAUCAGUCGCUUAUUGGAUCUACCCUGGAGAACUUCAUAAAAAACUUCAGUGUUCUCUAUAGCCCCUUGAAAAGGCAUCUUGUUGAUGACGCUUCAGUCCGUUUUCAUGUACAGCAUGUAAUCACUGAAGUGACUACCAGCACCUUUCAUGAUACUGUGCUUUCAAGUGAAAAGAAUGUCUUGCUGCUCUAUUACGCACAGUGGUGUGGAUUCUGUGCUUCUCUUAAUCAUGUAUUUAUUCAACUUGCUCGGCUUCUGCCUCCAGAUAAUUUCACUGUGGCAAGAAUUGAUAUAACUCGAAAUGAUCUUCCAUGGGAAUUUAUGACAUACCGUCUCCCAACUAUUUUGUUUUUUCCUCAUCACAGGAAGGAACAAAGUGUGAAGUUUCCAGAAGACUUCUCAGUUAACCUUCCUAAUCUUCUUAAAUUUAUUUUACAUUACUCAAGUCUUUCUUCAUCAGCACCCUGUACCAAAGAAUGCUUACAUAAAGAAACAGUUUUACAGCAAGGACACAUCUCGCACUUAGAGAAAGAAAUUCAGAAGUUAAGAUCAGAAAUCAGUGCUCUGCAUCAAGCCCAUGACCAUCUUGAGGCACAGCUUUCUGAAGCAAGAAGAGAAGAACACUGGCUACAGCAGCAAAAACACAUACUGGAAAAGCAGCACAAGAUUCUGCAGCUCCACAGCAAGCAGUUACAAGCCACAUUUGAUCAGAAGAAUCAAGAAUUACUAGAAAUGGCUGAAAAGCUUCAAGAAUUGGCUGAUGCAUCAGAAAACCUCCUUAAGGAGAAUACUUUACUAAGAAUCCUGGUAGCAUCAAGGGAAGGAAAGCUACAGAGUAAAGAAGAAAGUAACGAAGCCCUUCAGCUAGAGCAAAAGCUUUCUGAUAACAAUAAUGUAUUGGUUUCAGCAGCUACUGCCACAUCAGAGGAAAAAAGGGUUGAUAAUAUUGAUAUUGUAGAAACAGAGCACAGUAGUAAAAACAGGACAGAAUGAUUUCUUUCACAAAG